AUGUCCGUCGCUCGUGCCAGAGGGCCGACGAGACAAUUGAUGAUUUCGUAUUGCAGGAAUUUGGUCAAGUUUUAUAGGUCGGAAGAAGGAGGGAUCCAGUUGUUGAAGUCGAGGCAGCGGUUGGUGAAGGAGCAUCAGCUGUUUGAUAUAAACGCUUCUAUCGCCGCCUUAAAGAACUACCGAGACGACAUGGACCUUUCCCCUGAAACUGACCUAAACGCUGAACAAGCACACCUCCACCAGCACUGUCUCCGUAUCCUGGCCAAGGACACGCCUACGCUGCUCGAGAAAAAGCAGUUGCUGAUCGAAUCGUUGCUCGGGAAGAAUGUUGAACAGGUCCUUGCAGGGGAAGACAUGUCCCCGGCGGUGCCUGCACUCCGACUGAUCAAUAAGAUCGGCGAGACGUUAUGCAACGCGAUGGCGGUCCAAAAACGUUCCUCAACAUCCCUCUGGAACGCCGCGAAUGACACCGAAUCCGGUCUAAAAAUCGACGUCAUCCUUCAAGUCGACGGGGUGGAGGUCAUGAACAUUGAAGCGAAACGUGGACAGGACCUCAUGCAGGCCGAAUCGCAGUACUACAAGAACUUGCGGAUUAAUCAGGCUAUUUACUUGGCUGCGAGGCAGAAAGGGGUUGUGCUGGAGAAUAUACCCUUCUUGGACAUUCGAGGUUAUGGUUUCACGUGA
Messenger RNA from Linnemannia hyalina, 684 nucleotides. The record is from the annotation of a GenBank genome assembly. NCBI's taxonomy places the organism in Eukaryota, Fungi, Mortierellomycota, Mortierellomycetes, Mortierellales, Mortierellaceae.